Molecule: messenger RNA, 1512 nt
Organism: Nerophis lumbriciformis (worm pipefish)
Lineage: Eukaryota; Metazoa; Chordata; Actinopteri; Syngnathiformes; Syngnathidae
Source: RefSeq, a predicted model, not a curated record
AUGCACCAAGAGAGCAAAAUGGAAGAACGCAGGACGAACGAGAGGAAGAAGUCUAAGAACGGAUCUGCCAAACUUGACAGGGACUCCACAGUGAUGGACAAAGAUUCAGCAAAGGCCACAGUUCUUCAAAAGGAGGUGGGCCUGCUAAGUGCCGUCUGUCUAAUAGUGGGCACCAUGAUCGGUUCAGGCAUAUUCAUCUCCCCUAAAGCGGUCCUGCUCAACUCAGGAGAUGUGGGUCCCUGCCUCCUCAUAUGGGCUGCUUGUGGCGUAUUAGCCAUACUGGGAGCACUGUGCUAUGCAGAGCUGGGCACGAUGAUCCCAAAAUCCGGAGGGGAGUAUUCUUAUCUGAUGGAGGCCUUUGGCUCCCCAGUGGCCUACCUUUACUCGUGGACCACUGUGAUGGUGUCCAAGCCCUCUGCUUUUGCCAUCAUCACACUGAGCUUCGCAGAAUAUGCCUCAGCUCCUUUUUAUCCUGAAUGCAGCCCUCCUAUGGUUGUUACCAAGUGUUUAGCUGCUGCAGCCAUAGUUUUCAUUGUGACCAUCAACUGCUUCAGUGUCAAACUAGCGAGUUACGUACAAAACAUCUUCACUGGAGCCAAACUCUUAAUUAUAGUCAUCAUAGUGGGAGCUGGAAUUGUUUUAUUGGCGCAAGGAAAUACAGAAAACCUGUCAAAUGCAUUUGAUAGCCAGUCAGUAUCUGCUGGAGGAAUUGGACUUGCAUUUUAUAAUGGACUCUGGGCAUAUGAUGGAUGGAGCCAACUGAAUUUCAUCACAGAGGAGCUGAAAAACCCUUUUAGGAACCUUCCAUUAGCCAUCCUCAUUGGGAUCCCGCUAGUGUCCGUUUGCUAUGUGAUGGUCAACAUAGCUUAUUUUACCGUCAUGACACCAAAUGAACUUCUGUCAUCCCCCGCUGUAGCUGUGACAUUUGGAAACAAAGUCCUUCACCCAAUGUCUUGGAUUGUUCCACUUUUUGUCGUCUUUUCCACAUUUGGAUCAGCCAAUGGAAGCUGUUUCACUGCCGGCAGGUUGGCCUAUGUUAGUGGCCGAGAAGGUCACAUGGUAAAAAUUUUAUCGUUUAUUAGUCUGAGGCGCUUAACCCCAGCCCCAGCUCUCAUGUUCAAUGGUUUUCUAGCUAUGUUAUACAUAAUUCCAGCAGACAUCAACACCCUCAUCAACUACUUCAGCUUUGCUCAGUGGUUUUUCUACGGCCUGACUAUUUCGUCCCUUAUCGUCAUGCGUUUCACCAGGAAGGAGUUGAAAAGACCAGUCAAGGUUCCCAUUAUAAUAGCUGUCCUAAUGGUACUCAUAUCUUGCUACCUGGUGCUGGCCCCGAUCGUUGACAAUCCUGAAAUAGAAUACCUCUACAGUUCUUUGUUUAUCCUCAGUGGGCUCCUCCUGUACUACCCUUUUGUCCACCUGAAAGUCAAGUGGGCACGUAAUCUCAUGAGGCCCAUCACCGUGCAUUUGCAGCUCUUGAUGGAAGUUGUUCCUCCUGAUAAAUGUGAAUUAUGA